AUGAUAAAUGACUAUCGACGAUCGGAUAGUACAAAACGUCAAUCUCAUCGUCGUACUUUAUUAUGUUGCUCAACUAUAUGCCUACUUUCAUUUUUAAUUUUAUUUCUAUUGUUAACUCAAGUAUUUCAUUAUCGUUAUGUGCAUUUCGAUAACAAUUUAAAUAGAUCAAUUUCAUUAAAUAUAAUGAAAUUUCAUUCAUCAUUAAUUCAAUGUGGUCAAUCUGUUGUUGAAAAAGAAAAUAUGUAUCAAUUUAUUGAACAAUUAACUGAAACAAUGAAGAAUCUUGCUACAAAACAAAAGAAUAAAAACCAUUUUCACGUAAAUGAACAAUUAGAUAUAAUUCUUAUGCCACCAGACAUUAUUGUUUGGUUAGAAUAUAUUCUAGCACAAUGUUUUCAAGCAAGGCAAUUUUCAAUGAUUGAGCAAAAUAAGCCAACCAUUAUUAGACAAAUUAUUUCGACUUUACGAAAAGAAUUUUUAUACAUCGCUGGAUUUUUUAUAAAAGAAACCUAA
Molecule: messenger RNA, 513 nt
Organism: Rotaria socialis
Lineage: Eukaryota; Metazoa; Rotifera; Eurotatoria; Philodinida; Philodinidae
Source: the annotation of a GenBank genome assembly